This is a messenger RNA of Ogataea angusta, 924 nucleotides long. RefSeq lists its product as uncharacterized. The record is from RefSeq and is a predicted model, not a curated record. Gene Ontology annotation, molecular function: hydrolase activity. The transcript has a single exon. Lineage: Eukaryota; Fungi; Ascomycota; Pichiomycetes; Pichiales; Pichiaceae. The coding region runs from base 1 to 924 and encodes 307 amino acids. Gene Ontology annotation, cellular component: P-body.
AUGCACGUUCUUUUGACCAACGACGACGGUGCUCCGCACGAGACCGCCAGUCCAUACAUCAAGUUCCUUGUGGAGGCUAUCCAGAAGUACACUAACUGGGACCUCACCAUCUGCGUGCCCGCCUCCCAGAAAUCCUGGAUCGGAAAGGCCCAUUUGGCAGGAAAGGACAUCUCUGCCUCCUAUAUUUACUCGGCGAUCGACCAGCCUGCAGACAGUUCUUUCCACGGACCGUUUUCCCAUCCCAAUGCCGACUUUUCCAAGGACCCAAACAUGAAAGAGUGGUGUCUUCUAGAUGGAACUCCUGCCACUUGCGCUGACAUCGGAAUCAACCAUAUCGCCGAGAAGCCGGUCGAUCUUGUGAUCAGUGGGCCGAAUGUUGGAAGAAACUGCUCCGCACUUUACUCUUUGUCUAGUGGAACCAUUGGAGGAGCAAUGGAGGGUGUGCAGCACGGCAAGAGGGCGGUUGCUGUGUCUUACGCUUUUGAGGCCGAUUCUUUCAACGACCCUAAAAUUUUAACCGAGGCCUCGUUGAUUUCCGUCAAACUCAUUGAAAAGCUGCUUUCUGCGUGGGACGAUCGUGUUGAUCUGUACACCGUGAACGUUCCGCUGAAAAAAGACCUGAAGCUCGGCAAAACCAGGUGUGUGAUGGCACCGACCCUUGAUAACAAGUGGAUGAAGUCUCUGUACACCGCCAAAUCUGAGAGUCCUGACCAGCCGGCCUCAGAUAUUGUGGACCAGAGCGUCACCCACGGAAAGAUCUUCAAGUGGACUCCAGACUUUGACUCUGUGCACAAGAAUCUCGGUGACGAGAGCGUUUUGAAUGACAUUAGAGCCGUGGAGCAGGGACUUAUUUCCGUCACAGCUCUAAAGGCAGCAUUCAAAGAGAUUGACGAUCUCAACACUGGCGAGCUGAUCAUCGAGUAA